GAUGAAGGCAAUGUUCGAAUGGUUAGUGACUUGGAACUUGAAAUAAAGAAAAGAACAGACACCCUCGCUCUUUUGAUGCAUUUGCAACAAAGUGCAGGGCACCGCCGUUGGACUGCAUAAAAUAGAAGCAUGUUGUAACAGCAGGCAGGAUGGUGUUCUGGGGGCGGAGCUGACUCGCUCCGUCCAUGGACUUAAGGAGAAGUAAGAAAAGAGUCCAGCAGCGAUCUCUCUCCCCGAGUCACACCUCACUGAUGCUCGCAUGCCAGCAAGAAUCUAAAGAAGACGUGCGCAACAUUCUAGAAAGACAGCCUGCAGCAGCGUUACAGCGAGAUCGCACCGGUAAGAACGCCCUUCAUUACUGUGCGGAAAAUGUGGACUUGGAAUGUGCAGGCCGUGUUUUGGCGGCUGCCCCAUCCCUGCUCAAUGCCGCGGACGAAGAAGGGUACACGCCACUGCAUCUCGCCGUCAUCAGUGGCAAUAAGUCAAUGGUGAAAUACCUGCUGUCUAGAGGAGCAGAUUCAAGAGCUGAAGACAGUGAGAAACAUUCUUGCGUUCAUUGGGCAACAGUCAGUGGUGAUUGGGAGUGCUUGGAUCUUCUCAUCAACGCAGGGGCUGAUCCUUCCACUCCAGAUAUCCACGGGGCUUAUCCUGUGCACUACGCCGCCCAGAUGUGUGGCCCAAACAGUGAGAUGGGGAACGAUGUGAGGGUAGGCCUCAUGGUGCUCAAGAAAUUGCUGUCCAAAGGUGUGGAUGUCGCCGUAGUCGAUCGCGAUGGUCGGCCUCCUUUGCUUUGGGCAGCCAGCGGAGAGACCAGAGCUAGUAAAACGUACUGUCCUUCAGGAAGCAGCGAUGCUAUCCUGGCCCUUGUGAAAGCGGGAGCGGAUGUCAAUGCUGUGGACCGAGAUGGACUAACAGCUCUCCACUGUGCUGCCAGCCGGGGUCACGUUGAUUGUUUAGAAACUUUAAUCACUCUGAAUGGUGCUGAAGUGGACAAAGUGGAUGACAGUGGGUGUUCAGCGUUGUUCUAUGCCGUCACUCUGGGACAUGCAGACUGCACAAACCUUCUGCUGUCUUUCGGAUCGCAAGCCAACAGACAGGACAACAAAGGCAGAACUCCCGCACACUGUGGGGCAUCGAAGGGACAGCUGGAAACCUUGAAAAUUCUCAAUCAACACAAAGCUAAUCUGUGGAUGAGGAAUGCCAAGGGAGACAUGCCUCUUCACGAAGCUGUUCAAUCUGGGAGAAAAGAUCUGGUGGAGUGGUUGCUGCAACAACAUCAGGGCUCAGUAAAUGUUUCAAAUUCCAAUGGACGGACACCUCUCCACAUCGCUGCUAUAACUAACAAUGUAGAUAUGUGUAAAGUUCUCAUGGAUUAUGGAGCAUUCAUAAAUCCUGUCAUGAGAAAUUCCAAAAAUCAACUCUUAACCCCAAUGGAUGCUGCUCUCCAUCGAGGCCAUCGAAGUUGUGCCAAAUAUCUCAGUCUCCACGGAGCUUUGCCGGCCAGCAAGCUGCUGGAGAAGAGAGAAUACGAUAGGUUCGUGGAGAGCACAGUUUCCGAACCCUUAGAUUUAAGUCCAAACACUAAGCGGAGCUUAGUCCGCGACACAUCAGCACAAACUGAACUGCAGUUCAGAGAUGUAGAUACACAAGCGCGCGUGGAUCAAAAGAGUGCGAGUGCUUUUGCGGAUUUGAGCAGAGGCACUACGCCUGCAGACUCGCCUUAUGCAUCAAGGAAGAACUUUCGAUGUUCGGCCAUGGAAGGAUCUGGCAAGCCAAUUAUUGCCAAAGUUUAUGUUCACACGAAACGUUCGAAGAUAAAAAGAACGUCGAGAAAACCGACGGCCUAUCGGAGAGACUGCAUAGGAGAAAAGCUACCGCGAAGAACGAGUGUUAAUUUUCAAUGUCCAAAUAACAGGGCUUCCAAUAAUCAGGGCGAUACUGAAACGCCACAACAGACAGAUCUGGAAAAAGACGCACCCAGUAGGAAAGCAUCCCAACCCACUUUUUUCGAAGAGCCAUUUCAGACAGUGCCAGAAGAAAUGACACUGGCAGAACAUUCCGUAAAAGAAGAAAAACUAUCCGAACCAGCUGAAGACAGUGAGCCUCAGUAUGAUGAAGUUCAUCCUGAAGACGAAAAAGAAUCAGAGCAAGAUAGUCACCUAGAAAACAACAAAAACGAAGACCUCCAAAAUGAAAAUGAAGAUAGGCCUCAACUUCUUAGACGAAGAUCAUCUGUGAAACCUAGAGAAUAUGACAUCGAUGAAGAAGAUGGCGGUAAUGGUGAUGAGGACAAACCUCAGUUUGCUUCCUUAGACCAACGAAGACGAUCGACAUGGCAAGGUGCAGAAUAUGAUAUUAGUGAAGAAGAUGCAGAAAAUGGUGAUGAAGACAAGUCACAAUUCCUUCCAAUAGAUCAAAGACGACGAUCGACAUUGCGAGGUACAGAAUAUAAUAUUAGUGAAGAAGAUGUGCAAAAUGGCGAUGAAGACGAACCUCAACCUCCUACUGAACAAAGACGUCGAUCAACUUUGCGAACUACAGAAUACGAUGCAAGUGAAGAAGAUUACCAGAAUGGUGAAGAAACUAGACCUCAACAUCUAUCUGUUGAUCAAAGGCGACGAUCAUCUUUGAAAACGUAUGACAUUGAGAAUCAUUCACCCUUAUCUAGUAUACGAAGUUUGGAAUCCACUAUUAAAGAUUCAGGAUUCAGCGACGACGUUGAUAGAGGCCCCCAGCCGUUCUCUUCGGAAGAUGAAGAGGAUGAUAGAGGAGGCAAUUCUGAUUCUGAAGGAAGAUAUGGCCGAAGAACGAGUAGGAGGCACAUAGCCAGGUAUAUAGUGAGUAGCGGAGCAGCAGAGACAUUUCGUUUGGAAGAAGAUGACGAUGGAGAUAAGGUUAUUGUAAAGCCUCGUUCUUCUAGUUUGCCUCAUUUGAGAAAAAGAGAAGAACAUUUGGAUACAUGUCCAAGACUCUUAAAUAGGCCUACUCUCACGAAAGAAGUGCAGAGAAGUUUAAAAAAGUAUCAGAUGGAAAGGCGUUUAUUUUACGAGCUUCAGGAAUUGAAGAGGAAGCAGAUUACUUCCAAUUUAUUGGAAGAGAAGGAAGUUGUUCAGAAAAUGGUUGACCGCUUCAGGAAUCACGUGCUUUCACCAGACAUGACAGAUUUUCAAGGACCACUUACAUUUCAAGCCUUUGAAAGAUACCUUUAUGAACAACUGAGGAAACUGUCGAUGGGCGGGAAGAUACCAAAGCCAAAGUCUAUUUCAAAGGACUUACAAGAGAGGACUUAUUUGGGUCCAUACAGGAAGUAUUCACAAAGACGUCAUGAACUCUGCAUGUGCGAGACGCACAAAUGUCAUCAUAACGCACAAUCUGAAAAAUCAGGCAGUCGCAUUCCCACACUACCACAAAUAACUCAAACAGCUCCCAGGUUUAAAGAAAAACAAACCAGGGCAUCAGUCAAUCGUUCUAAAAGCUGGGAUCGCUUAGAGGAAGAUCAAAGAGAGAAUUCGACAUUUAGCCCCUUUCCUUCAAACUUAGGUGGCAUGAAGGCAUCCAACAGCCUCCCGUCACUUACAAACCCUUUUCCGAGAAGGGUCCCAGCAGCUCUUUUAGCAGCUAUUAGCCAACGCUUGGGACCAGAUGUCCACCCGGAGGACACUAUUGUCAUCGAAAUGUCUGCGGAAAACAUCGAUUCGAAGAUGAGACAUGCCUUUACAGUACAAGAGCUUCAAGAAGUUGUUUUAAGGUACGAGGAACAAGUUGGACGCAAGGUGAAGCCCAUUCCCUUGGAAAGUGUCUUGGAUCCUGAUGAUGAUGGACCCAUCACUUUUGAAAUUCGACAUGGGAAAGAAAGAAAUAUUUUCAAGCUGCCAACGGGCAAACUGAAAGGCAACAAAAAAUGGCAAGUUAUAUUUACAAUUGGAAAAACUCAAAAGAAUUUAAGCACUCUUCAUGCCAAGUAGCUGAUAGAUGUUAAAUUUGUGUAUAGAUCAGUUUUAUAAUGUAUAUGAAGAAUAUAUUCAAUAUUCGUUUUUUUUUAAUUCCAUAUAUACUUGUUAACAAUUGCAGAAAUGAAAAAGCAUCACCAACCGAUGGAAUCGAAUUUUUAUUCACUCGAUUCAGGAAAUGAAUUACAGCACUUGUUACACAUUGACAACUUGCAGCAUUUUGUCUACUUGAAAAUUUGUAUUUGCAUUCUGUUCUAUCUUGCUCAAAUUAUUCAGAAACCAAUCAUUGUCUUUAUUUUGUCAGCAUACCUUAAAACAUCUGAAAACAGCAUAUUAUUUUCGUUACCCAGUAUCUCUUUUCAAUAUUUUCUCUGAUUCUGUUGCAAGUUUCAUGCUGAAUUUUCAAAAUAUUCUGUGUUCGUUCGUUAUCUCCGCUUUUAAAAAUUUGCUGUACAAUACACAACACAAAUACAAUACAUAAAUCUAUAUCUCAAAUUCAACCCCAGUAUUCGUAAACCCAAUUUUUCAAAAAAACAUUAUAAAUAAAUUUAUUGCACCUAAAUUUGAUAUUUUUUAUUAAAUACUAAUUGACUAAAAAAGUGGCAAAGUAAAACCUUACAACCCCCCUUCAACAGUUCUUGGUGUAAGAAUAUGAAACAAAAGCGGGCCUUAGAAUUAGUUAUUGCAGAAAUUCAAACAUCAGUUUCAAUGGUACAAUUUCAAAACAGUACUAAAGCAGAUUAUAAUAUCAAAAUCGCGCCAUUAUACAGUGCCUAAAUCCUUCGUUUGUUCACAAAAAUAAAAAGAUAUAUUGACUAUGGAAACAAUAACAUAUUUCGUCAAAAGAGAGAAACAUCAAGCUUGCGAUCUAGUAUUGUUGUGUGACACGAACAUUAUUCUUCAUUUCCAAUUUAGAAAAAUUGCUUCGAUGAAUUAUUUUACGUCACAAGUUUGUUUCCUGCAUUUUGAGCAAAAACCUACGUUGAAGUCUAAUAAUACUAUUAAUUUGACAGGAAAUACUAUAUUCCUCUCAAAAAUUGGAACUGUGUUUUUUAUUCUAUGGAUAUUUACACGUGAGCCUAAAUUUCUCUAGCUUGUUUGAACGUUUCCUCUGUAUUCAACUAAAAUAAUAUGGAAUUGACAAGUGCACAGCAACAUCUGCAGCAUGAUGUUGUAUUCAAGUCUAAAACAAAUUUGAACAUGCUUUUUCUUAUAAUUCAAAUCUUCGAUACAACUUUAAUUGCUAUCUCUGGAAUAAGUGUAUCUUUGACUUUUCAUUCUUCUUUUCUCCUCUUGUUAUUAGAUUAUAUAAAAAAAAAUUAGAAAAAAAAUCUAAAUUAAUUUUAAUAGAUAGAUCGAAUUUCAUUUGUCCAUUUUCAAAUCGACACUUUCCUGCCUUAUUUUUGGUGCAAUAUACAUGAAAGAAAAAGGAUAUUUCAAAGAAAAAAACUUCAUUACUAUGAUAACUUUCGGUCGAAACGACUGAAAUGUCAUUUAAAGUGAGCAAUUCUGAUUUUUCACUUGAACAAUUAAAUUUUAGGUUAACUUUCGCUAUAUAAUGUUAAAUAUGCCAAAUAAAUUUGGUGAUUUGACACCCUUCUAAAAGAAACUAACAUGUAUUUUAACAAGCAUUUGAAGUUAUCUCGUGUUCAAACAUGGUAAAGAAGACACAGAGGAAAAAAUGUUAAUCAAAUCUUUCACUAUUCCAUCUAUUCCACCAUUUCACUUUCAUAACAUUUGACAUUUUUUUUAACGAAACUAUUUUUCUCGACUUUCUGAAUCAGUAAUUCUGUUCCCAAAGGUAAAACAGGUAUUUCCUGAAUUUUUUUUCAAAACUAUUUUUACCAGGAUUGCUCUCAAAUCCUCUGCAUCUAGUCGAAAAAGCAGUUUUCAUGUUGGUAUAAGCGCAUUUUAAUGGUUCAUUAUUCUUUAUUCAAUUCAUAAAGCAUCUUCAUUAUAUGUUAUUAUCUUUUCUGAUCUUGUAGAUCUUUUAGACAAAUGUGCAUGUUAUGAAAUUUUGUGCCAAUUUAUUUGUUGUGUGAUGCCCUGCCUUGCAUAUAUUGCAUACAUAUACAUCAAUGAUCUGUGUGCCAGCCACUACCUAUAUCUGUGUCAAUAGGUUUCUGCAUUACUGCCUGUGGCCUACAGGACGCUACUUCUGGCUUGAUGAUCGAGAACUGCAGGUUGAUGACAUCCGGUGGGAAGAAGUGCGACUCGGUCCUAGAGCCAUUCUGAUGCUGCCACCUAACUUUUGGAAAUGAUAAAUUAAUGACUUCAUCAUUUGUGUCACUUAGACGAAAGCAAAUGCUUUUUGUAAACAUACAUCAUGUAA
Messenger RNA from Argiope bruennichi, 6282 nucleotides. RefSeq names its product ankycorbin-like. Gene Ontology annotation, molecular function: protein binding. Gene Ontology annotation, biological process: protein localization to ciliary inversin compartment. Gene Ontology annotation, cellular component: ciliary inversin compartment. The coding region runs from base 186 to 3965 and encodes 1259 amino acids. The transcript has 15 exons. Lineage: Eukaryota; Metazoa; Arthropoda; Arachnida; Araneae; Araneidae. The record is from RefSeq and is a predicted model, not a curated record.